UAUAUGCAUCAAGUGUUAAUUCAAGGCUAAGGCAAAAUAUUGAGAUAGAUAUCGUUUAUCGUGACAUGGCCUAAAAAUAUAUAGAGAUAUUAAUAAAAGGCCAUAUCGCCCAGCCCUAGUACCAACCAUCAGCACCCCCUAUACCUGUGACCCCCUCCUCCCCUCAACUCUGUCGUGCGUUUUAAGAAUGGGGAAGAGCAUACCCCUUUAAACAAGGUGGGCUGAGCUUAGACUCGCAGCCCUCGCUCCUAUGGCAACCCAACAGAUCAGAAGCAUGAAUAUUCACAUCUUCACCUAAGCGCACCGUCGGCUGUGGAUGGAUGGGUGAUGUCAGCGCCGCGCUCCGUGGAACGUCGCCGCGUCUACCCCCCCCACCCCCAUCCAUGAUCGCCCUGCUUUUGAGCGGCGCGACGCUUCCUUGCAAGACGCCUCCACGAGGAGAGGGGCGAGCCUCUCUCCUCCGUGCGUGACCCUUCUCCUCCCACCCUCCGCGGCGCGUCCCUCACAUGUCAGGCUAAGGUGACUUUCACGCAGUUUUUUCUCCCCCCACCCCCCCGCCCUACACUUUUGCGCACCAUGUCGCCCAGGCGCAAAUAUGCGUGUGUAGGUCAGGGACGCGGUGGCCAAGCGGACCGCCCAGGCUGUGCGUGAUGAGGACGCAGGUAGUGGAAUUUUUGCCCAAAAGGAGACACCACGAAUAACGGCAUCAGCAAGGAGAGUGCGUGUCAUGUGUUGCAAGCUUUCAGAGAUUCAGAUUAGCUCCACGCUGCUCACAAACGGAUAAGAAGCGCUUGGGGCUGGUCGAUAACAACAACCAAAAAAAAUCGCUCCACUCCACUCCAAAAAAAAAAAAAAAAAAAAAUCUGGAUUCGUUUAAUUUGCUCUUAGUGUCAAAAUGGACAGGUUGCACUCGUCCAUGCGUAAAAGGCUGUAUAGUUUGCCCCAGCACAUUGGGCACAAAUCCUCCAUCAUGGGUGAAGGAGAAGACGCCGACAAGGACACGCGGAGGAAGAGCAUCAGGAUGAAACCCCUGCCGUCGCCCACCUCCGGGGGAAGUUGCAAAGGCAUCGGGGAGACCAAGAGCGGCGAGUCGGCCAUCAUGGAGACGGACAUCGGGAGACCCAUGAAGACCAGCUCCAACGGAGACUGCCGGAGGUUCAGGGGCAGCCUCUCGUCCAUCACCAGCCGCCAUGUGCACGACUCGGACUCGGCGGAAGAGAGGCGCCUCAUCACCGAAGGGGACGUCACCCCGACCGAGGAGAGCCCACCGGGAGCUAUCGGCGAGGUGGCCCCGGAGCAAGGCGCGCAAGGCGGCGGCGGCGGCGACGGCGGUGGAGGCGCCGGCGGAGGAAGUGGUAGCAGCGGUGACGCUCCUCCGAACGAAUCCCAAACGGACGCCCAGUCCGGGUUCAUAAAGUUGGAUGGAAUUGAUCAGAUCUUACCGGACGAUGAGCGGUUGUACCAGGCCGGCUUCAUGCACCGGCAGUUCGGGGCCAUGCUUCAACCCGGGGUCAACAAGUUCUCCCUGAGGAUGUUUGGAAGUGAGAAGGCGGUCGAGAGGGAGCAGGAGCGGGUUAAAUCCGCCGGAUUUUGGAUUAUUCACCCCUACAGUGAUUUCAGGUUUUACUGGGACUUGACCAUGCUGCUGUUAAUGGUGGGCAACCUCAUCAUUAUACCUGUAGGCAUCACAUUCUUCAAGGACGAGCACACGCCCCCCUGGAUUGUCUUCAACGUGGUCUCCGACACCUUCUUCCUCAUGGACCUGGUGCUCAACUUCAGAACGGGCAUCGUCAAGGAGGACAACACGGAGAUCAUCCUAGACCCGCAGGAGAUCAAGACCAAGUACUUGCGGAGCUGGUUCGUGGUGGACUUCAUCUCCUCCAUUCCAGUGGACUACAUCUUCCUCAUCGUGGAGACUCGCAUCGACUCGGACUUCUACAAGACGGCGCGUGCCUUGCGGAUCGUGCGCUUCACCAAGAUUCUCAGUUUGCUGCGACUACUGCGUCUCUCGAGACUCAUUCGGUAUAUUCACCAAUGGGAAGAGAUCUUCCACAUGACCUAUGACCUGGCCAGCGCCAUGGUGAGAAUUGUCAACCUCAUCGGCAUGAUGCUGCUCCUCUGUCACUGGGAUGGCUGCCUGCAGUUCCUGGUGCCAAUGCUGCAGGACUUCCCCGCCGAUUGCUGGGUGUCCAAAAAUAAGAUGGUGAACGACACGUGGGGACAGCAGUACUCUUACGCGCUCUUCAAAGCCAUGAGCCACAUGCUGUGCAUUGGCUACGGUAUGUACCCUCCGGUGGGCAUGACGGACGUGUGGCUGACCAUCCUCAGCAUGAUCGUGGGCGCCACCUGCUACGCCAUGUUUGUAGGCCACGCCACCGCCCUCAUCCAGUCGCUGGACUCCUCGCGGCGGCAGUACCAGGAGAAGUACAAGCAAGUGGAGCAAUACAUGUCCUUCCACAAGCUACCUGCAGACAUGAGGCAAAGAAUCCACGACUACUAUGAGCACCGCUACCAGGGCAAGAUGUUCGACGAGGAGAGCAUCCUCGGGGAGCUGAACGAGCCGCUCCGAGAGGAAAUCAUCAACUUCAACUGUCGGAAGCUGGUGGCGUCCAUGCCUCUGUUCGCCAACGCCGACCCCAACUUUGUCACUUCCAUGCUCACCAAGCUCAAGUUUGAGGUGUUCCAGCCUGGGGAUUACAUCAUCAGAGAGGGCACCAUCGGCAAGAAAAUGUACUUCAUCCAGCACGGAGUGGUCAGCGUGCUCACCAAGGGCAGCAAAGAGACCAAGCUGUCGGACGGCUCCUAUUUUGGCGAGAUAUGUUUACUGACUCGAGGCAGAAGGACAGCAAGCGUCCGGGCGGAAACGUACUGUCGCCUGUACUCGCUGUCGGUGGACAACUUCAAUGAGGUGCUGGAGGAGUAUCCCAUGAUGAGACGGGCCUUUGAGACAGUUGCUCUGGACAGACUGGACAGGAUUGGCAAGAAAAACUCCAUCCUGCAGCAUAAGGUGCAGCACGACCUCAGCUCUGGCGUCCUCAACUACCAGGAGAAUGAGAUCAUCCAGCAGAUUGUGCAGCACGACAGGGACAUGGCCCACUGUGCCCACCUCUUGCAAAAUGUCCCUCCGCAGACGCCUCCAUCACCUACCCCUGUCAUCUGGGCCCCGCUGAUCCAGGCACCUCUCCAGGCAGCAGCCGCCACCACCUCAGUGGCCAUCGCCCUAACACAUCAUCCCCAUCUGCCGUCAACUCUUUUCAGGCCCCCGGUUUCUGUUCUAGGGUCCCUAAAGGACCCUCCCAGUCGGCAAAAGAAGUUCCACACAUUUGGUCCUUCAUCACCAGCUCCUGGUUCUGCUGGAGAUUCUCCUGCCAGCACACCUUCAAAAAUACGCUCUGGGGUGGACAUGUCGUUGCUUUCCUCUUUUCAGGCUCAGCAUGUAGCAUCAGGUUCAGUGGCAGCUAGCUCCAACCAACAGGGUGCAGAUAGUGGAAGCCAGUGUGGACAGAAUGAAACAAGGUCAGGAUUUAGUGCGAGUGGGACCUCAGCAUUUUCUCGCAGGCCGUAUUCAUCUUCUGGUUCACCCUCAUCAAGUAUGGCCCAGCUACACUCACAACCACAGCAUCAACAGCCUUUUCGCUCAACUACCCCACCUUUGUCGAAUCUCUUCCACCAAGGAUCAACAGGUGGAAGCACAGGGUCAGGAAUAAGUGGCAGCGCAGUUGGAGCCUGUGCCAGUACAUCAGACUGGCCUUCAGGUGGAGCAGUAGGGGGUUCUAUGGAAGGGGACGGUGGAGGGGACAGUGCAUGGGCUGCCGAGGUCUUUACAACUGCAGCAACAGAAGCAAGUUCACUGAGCAACUUUAGAUUGAGUUCAGCUCCCAUUCGAUCAGCAGGGGUUAUCUCAGGGGAAUUAGUAGUAGGGGUAUCUGAAGGUUCAGUGGGUGGUGCUUGUAGCAGAUCAGCACUAGUGGCAUCAGGUAGUGUUACCUGUGCAUCAUUAACAGAUUCCUCCAGGAGAUCUUUGAAAGGGGUCUCUCGUGGAUCAACGGGAAGGGCUUCUGGAGAAUUACUUGGAGGGAUGACCACUGGCGGUUCGUUCGGCAGGUUUUCGUUUGAAGGGACUGCAGGAGAAUUAAGUGUGUCAACGACAACUGUGGGAUCUCUAGGAAGGGCUUCUGUUGGGCCAGUAGGGGAGACCUCUGAAGAUUUACUGGUCCCAACAGAUGCUACUGCAUCAUUAGGUAGGACUUCUUUUAGGUCAGUUGCCACGACUUCUGGAGAAGUACUUGUACCAGUGACCACCGGUGGAACAUUGGGGUGGGCCUCUGGUGGAUCAGAGGGAAUGGUUUCUGGAGGAUUAACAGGCGGAUCCACGAUGGGACCCCUAAUCGGACUUUCUAGUGACUCUGUAAUAGUAAACCCUGGAGGAUCUCUAGGAAGGGCUUUCAGUGGAUCUGCAUCGAGCUACAUUAGUUCGAGUGUGCAAGGGGAAGGAACGAUUGGAUCACAUAAAAGCAAAUCAACAGACGGGUCUGUAGGAGGCUGUGUAACAAGUGGCCCUUCAGGAGGCAUCUCUGGUGCAGUUGUAGAAGGACUUAUUUCUUCUACACGCUGUCAGAGUCCUAUAUCGACUGGCUCUACUAGCCCCAUGCCGGGACAGCUUCUUCACAGUGAGCCACCUCCCAAACCUCCUCAAGUGACCCCCUUCCAACAAUUUGCAGGAGGGGGCAGGACUACAAGUGGCUUAAAUCUCUUCCACUCCCCUCCACAAGGAUCCCCAUCCCCAAGCAGAGGACAUAAUAGUCAACAGCCUGCUGAUGGUUCCCUAUCAUCCUUUGGUCAUAUUGGCCUGGCAGGCCUCCAGUCAGGAUUCCUUCCUCACCAGAUGUCCUUGGAGAGGUCUGCUUUGGCUUCCUUGGCCCAGUACGGUUCAGCAAAUGCCUCUCCAUGCCUUACUCCAGUGGCUCCCAGCCCGACUUUUCAAAGCCCAGUUAUGAGCAGGACUUUCCACUACAGUGACCCCACCAGUGCCCCAGGAUCCGAAAGUCCUAUGCUCAUGCCUCAAUCCUCUCUUCCGUCAUAUCCUCCAGUCCAGACACAGACCACAGGAAGAGAUUCUCAGCCAGGUCGCUUUUCAGAGGAUCUAAAGCUGCUAUCCAGCUCGCACCCAUUGCUUCCCCAGGAGGUGGCCCAGGCCUUAGGCCAACAAACUACCUGCUCCUCCAUGGAAGCAGGUUAUUACCCCUCACCUUUCUCCUCACCAACUCUAAAACCCAAACCUUGUAGCUCAGUUCUGGGGCAUAUGACACCUCCAAUCCAGCUUUCUCCAGGGCACUCGCAUCAGACUUGCUCUCCCGGAGCCUCCCCUUCCUCAUCACUUCGGAGGGGCUCCUCUGCCUACUCAUCGGAUCUAGAAACUCAAACUGUCCGCUCGAAGCUUCCGUCCAAUUUGUGAGGAUUGAUCACACCCUCCUGUGCUCCUCCAAACUGAAACACAUCCUAUGUCACAUGUGGCAAUUUCCCUUUUCUUUUAUCAGAUGUCACUGUGUUCCAUUUUCAUUUGACCUUCUAUUUGCUGUGAUUUCAAAGACACGUUACCAGGUAACACUGUUUUAUGCUCUGUCCUAUCAUUAUUUAUACAUCAUGUAUAUAGAUAGAGAUAUAUUUAAGUGAAAAGUUUAAUCAAGGAGGGUGUGAAAAAGAUCAAUAUUUUACAUGGAUAGACAGUUUCUUUACGCUCCGAAGAUGUUUGCAAGGGACACUUUAGUUGACUGUAUACAAAUACUCAUUUUGUCUGCAGGAACCUAUGCACUAACACCUGUGUUUAAAGCUUCUUGUGUGUCUCAAACAAAAGUUAUCUACAGUUUUGCUAAAACGAUACCGUAUCAUACAGGAUCGCAUAUUGUUGAUUCCUAAAUGUAGAGACUGUGCUUAUUUAUCAUAUGUGUAAACCUUUCAAAAACCUGACGACAAAAAAGAUUUUAGAAAACCAAAAAAGACUUGUAGUGAGGUAAUGUUUCACCUCCUCGUUUCCCUUCCCUAACCCUUGUUUUAUAUCACUUUAUUGUAAUAAUAAUAAUAACCAUGUUUUUUGAAGCAGGGCGAGGAAGGAUGCUAACGGGCUACCCUCGAUCUCGAGAUAGCUGCAUAUGAGCGGCGGUGACCGUGUCCCGAACACUUUUGUCUUCCAAACCCAUGCCGCUGAUGUGUGUAGAAGGCGUGUGUUGUUGUUCUUCCUGAAUGUGUGCAACUGUUCAUGUAGCGAGUGUACGCGACUCAAUGGAACAGUCGGAUGCAAGGCAGGACUUUUAAGCAUGACCGAAACUGAACAUUGCCUUUUAUUUAUAGGACUUCCAUGAACCACAGCUUGUCUGUGCAGAGCAGGAGUGGUGAAUAUUUUGUCCUAUCAGGGGCCAUUUUUUUUUUUUUUUUUUUUUAUAAAAUCCUCCAAGGGUCAUUUAUGAUGCGAUUGUGGGUUAAGUUAGU
Nerophis lumbriciformis (worm pipefish) is the source of this 6486-nucleotide messenger RNA. It is a transcript of the gene hcn4, whose product is annotated as hyperpolarization activated cyclic nucleotide-gated potassium channel 4. Gene Ontology annotation, biological process: regulation of membrane depolarization; sodium ion transmembrane transport; potassium ion transmembrane transport. Lineage: Eukaryota; Metazoa; Chordata; Actinopteri; Syngnathiformes; Syngnathidae. Gene Ontology annotation, molecular function: voltage-gated potassium channel activity. The record is from RefSeq and is a predicted model, not a curated record. Gene Ontology annotation, cellular component: HCN channel complex; axon; dendrite.